CCAGCACAUCACUAGUUCUACUCAUUGCAAUCUGCAAUGGGCACACUGUUAAUUUUUUGUGAGAUUUCUUGAAAUUAUUUAUUUUGAAAAAUUAAAAUGCAACGCGACGAAAAACUCUUCGAGUUGACGUUAGAUACGGUCCUUCAGCGUCUUAAUGAUCUCAAGCUGGCUGUUCUCUCCAUGAUCCAGAAGCUGGAGAUGGAAUACGAGACUAUUAAUUGGCCGACAUUUCUGGACAACUUUGCCAUAAUCUCGAGUCAUCUUACGGGCUUGACCAAGAUUUUGGCCAAGGAGCAGUGUCCGCCGUUAAGGAACCGCACCGUCCUUCCGCUACUCGUCUCAAUGGACCGGGAUGAGACCCUGAUUAAUAUUACAGAAGGCCGGGUGCCUGUUUUUUCACACGACAUAGUUCCGGACUAUCUGAGAACCCGGCCGGAUCCGAUUACGGAGCAAAAGAUGCUUCAAAACGAGCAGAAGGCGGCGAACCUUACAAACGACGCCGCCAUGAAGCAGGUCACCCAAUACAACAAGGUCGUGUCCCAUGUUCUCGACAUGGUCAGUAAGGCUCGCGAGGAAUGGGAGAUCGAGAGCUCCUCAAGAACCGGCAUCCAGCAGACGAGCAGCAUGGCCGAUACCCAGCUUCUGGUGGCCGCCGUGGGCAUGGGCAAGGGCCUCAAGCUGGCCAACUACGGACCUGGGCCGGGCAUGAUGGUGCCGCCUUCGAUCCGCGCACCUUCGCCCAUGGGCGGACCCGCCAUGAGUCCUGGCAACGUGCAACAGCAGCUGGGAAAGGCCCCGUCGGCCGUGAAGACCAACAUCAAGUCCGCCAACCAAGUACAUCCGUUCUCUCGAUAGCAAAAUCCGUAGUAUAUAUUGGCUAUUUUCGCUUCCCUCUGGCGGAAUGUGUCGUAAUAAGUUACAUGUCCCUAAUUCUAAGGCUAUGACUAAGCAAACAUAAACAUGAACAAAAUCAA
Drosophila ficusphila is the source of this 974-nucleotide messenger RNA. It is a transcript of the gene MED8, whose product is annotated as mediator of RNA polymerase II transcription subunit 8. The transcript has a single exon. Gene Ontology annotation, cellular component: core mediator complex; mediator complex. Bases 97 to 855 code for a protein of 252 amino acids. The record is from RefSeq and is a predicted model, not a curated record. Gene Ontology annotation, biological process: regulation of transcription by RNA polymerase II. NCBI's taxonomy places the organism in Eukaryota, Metazoa, Arthropoda, Insecta, Diptera, Drosophilidae. Gene Ontology annotation, molecular function: RNA polymerase II cis-regulatory region sequence-specific DNA binding; transcription coregulator activity.